Molecule: messenger RNA, 591 nt
Organism: Neltuma alba
Lineage: Eukaryota; Viridiplantae; Streptophyta; Magnoliopsida; Fabales; Fabaceae
Exons: 1
Coding region: 1-591 (196 amino acids)
Molecular function (GO): catalytic activity
Source: RefSeq, a predicted model, not a curated record
AUGCACUUCUUAGUCUUAUCAACAAUAGAGCAGUUCGUGCAUGGCAUGGUGAAAGAUGACAGUAAUGAGGAUUGGUAUCUUACGAUAGUAUAUGGACAUCCAAAUGCCAUUAUUCGCAGAAGUCUCUGGGAGUCACUUACUUCUAUUCAAAGAUCGAUGAAUGGCAAAUGGGUCGUGGGAGGGGACUUCAACGUGAUUCCUCAUCGUGAUGAUCGCUUUGGGCUUUGCAUAGGCAUUAGCGGUAGAGUGGAGAGACAAUUCCAAGAUUGGAUCCCCGCUAGCAGCUUGCUCGAUAUUGGGUUUUCCGGACCUUGCUUUACUUGGGGGAGAGGGUCUAGCCAGAAUAGAAUUGAUAGAGUUCUUUUCAAUGAAUUAUGGAUUGAACGCUUCCCGGAUGCUUUGGUUCUCCAACCUCUAAAGUUCAAAUCGGAUCACUACCCAUUGUUACUCAGAACUAAGAAAGUUGCUUCAUUUUCAACCAAUGAGUGGCCCUUCAGUUUUUUUGCCCCUUGGGUCCUUCAUGAGGAGUUUGGGAACUUCGUUAAAGACAAUUGGGCAAUGAGGGGGGGACUGGAACUCAAACGUCCAUGA